AUGCAGACUGCUUCUACAAACAUUUGUGAAAGAAUGGGUCGCUAUCAGGAGCUCAGUGAAUUCAAGCGUGGUACCGUGAUAGGUUGUCACCUGUGCAAUAAGUCCAUCUGUGACAUUUCCUUACUACUAAAUAUUCCACGGUCAACUGUUAGUGGUAUUAUAACAAAGUGGAAGCAACUGGGAACAACAGCAACUCAGCCACGAAGUGGUAGGCCACGUAAAAUGACAGAGCGGGGUCAGCACAUGCUGAAGCGCAUAGUGCCAGAAGUUGCCAACUGUCUGCAGAGUCAAUAGCUAAACACCUCCAAACUUCAUGUAGCCUUCAGUGCAUGGAGAGCUUCAUGGAGUGGGUUUCCAUGGCCGAACAGAUGCAAGCCUUACAUCACCAAGUGCAAUGCAAAUCUUGCCUUCAGCAAGUGGAAUGCA
Staurois parvus is the source of this 426-nucleotide messenger RNA. The record is from the annotation of a GenBank genome assembly. NCBI's taxonomy places the organism in Eukaryota, Metazoa, Chordata, Amphibia, Anura, Ranidae.